Molecule: messenger RNA, 1336 nt
Organism: Lathyrus oleraceus (garden pea)
Lineage: Eukaryota; Viridiplantae; Streptophyta; Magnoliopsida; Fabales; Fabaceae
Product: protein EXORDIUM-like 2
Exons: 1
Coding region: 142-1050 (302 amino acids)
Source: RefSeq, a predicted model, not a curated record
UGUCUCCUCAUUCCGGGUAUAUAAAUACCCCUCCCAUUUUGCUAUUGUCAUCGUGUCUCACAUUCAAAUUCUUCUCUCUCACUCUUUCUUUCUCUCGUUCUAAUCCUCAAAAUCUUAACACAAAUUUAUUCCACCUUUAACAUGGGUUUUAAUUACAAACUUGCCAUCACUUUUUCUGUAGUGUUAACCCUCUUUGUACUGUUACCUACACUUACAGUGGGAGAGCUUGUACAAGAGCAACCUCUAGUUCUCAAAUACCAUAACGGCCAACUCUUGAAAGGACGCAUCACCGUUAAUCUCAUAUGGUACGGAACAUUCACUCCAAUCCAACGAUCAAUAAUCGCUGAUUUCAUAAACUCUGUAAGCACCCCCGGUGCUCCUCUCCCUUCCGCCGCCGCGUGGUGGAAGACCACAGAGAAAUACAAGGUUGGAUCGUCUACGCUCGUCGUGGGGAAACAGUUUCUGCACCCUGCUUAUACUCUUGGGAAGAAUCUAAAAGGAAAGGAUCUUCUCGCUUUAGCUACUAAGUUUAACGAACUCUCUUCCAUAACCGUUGUGCUUACCGCUAAAGAUGUUAACGUUGACGGUUUCUGUAUGAGUCGCUGCGGGACCCAUGGUUCUGUUCAACGUAGCAACGGUGGUGCGAGAACUCCUUACAUAUGGGUUGGAAACGCUGAGACACUGUGUCCCGGACAAUGCGCGUGGCCUUUCCACCAGCCUAUUUACGGACCACAGACGUCGCCGCUCGUGGCGCCUAACGGUGACGUUGGUGUUGACGGAAUGAUCAUCAACUUAGCCACGCUUUUGGCCGGGACUGUCACGAAUCCCUUUAACAACGGGUAUUUCCAGGGGCCGGCGACGGCGCCGCUUGAAGCUGUUACGGCUUGUACGGGGGUUUUCGGUAGUGGAGCCUACCCGGGUUAUGCUGGCCGUGUUCUUGUUGAUGGAACUACUGGUUCGAGCUAUAAUGCGCACGGUGCUAACGGGAGAAGGUACCUUCUUCCUGCGAUGUGGGACCCGCAAACGUCGGCAUGCAGGACUCUCGUCUGAGGAUGGGACCGGUGAAAGGACACGUGGCAUGAUGUGGUGUAGAUAUAUAUGGUGGGUUGAUAAAUAUGGGGCAGGUGAAUGAUGCUCUGGCUGGUGGGAGGAGUGUAUUUUUUAUGCAGCUUUUGUCGUUUAGUGUGACGUGUAAAUUCUGUUUCUAAAACCUAAAGUGGAACGAAUGUUUAUUACUAUAUCAACUUGUUAUAAAUCUGAAAAACGACGAGAAGAAAAAGAGAGGCAUAUCAUUAAUAUAAUAUGCAUUAUAUGUUCAAAGUGACAUUUCUUUUCA